This is a messenger RNA of Physcomitrium patens, 2090 nucleotides long. Its product is annotated as PLASMODESMATA CALLOSE-BINDING PROTEIN 5. NCBI's taxonomy places the organism in Eukaryota, Viridiplantae, Streptophyta, Bryopsida, Funariales, Funariaceae. The record is from RefSeq and is a predicted model, not a curated record.
UAGAUGAGAGCAAGCGGCCGCGAUCUGCUCAGACGUCGCACUCAUUUUCUGCACUGCAGGCGUAGUCUGGUCAGACUUUGGAGUAGAGCCACUGUAAUUAGCUGGCGAUAGUCUGCAUCUUUCGUUCAUCUUCUCAAGUUCCACACUUUUUAAUGUACGAAGGGCAGUAGCAGCAUCCUAAGCUACCACUGUGGACCCAUUCCUCUUCCUCCUUCUCCUGCUCUGCUGCUCCUCCAUCGCUUUCUAGUGUAUCGCCUGCCGUCCCCUUCUACCCUCUUUCCUUGAAAGCAUUCAAAGCGUGUCCCGGAUCCUAUUCUCCCAUUUCUGUCACAACUCCUUGCAUCGCGGCUGCUCGAAGGACUGGAGGUUUUGUUAAUCUGAUCCCAAUCGGCGACAUCGGGGCUGUAACAUUGUCUUUAUUCUCUGUGUAGGCGGACGAUUUUGUCAACAACCCACCUGAGCCGAGCUGUAUCAGGCUUUAGCGAUUCAGUUCUGGACUUUCAGAAUAUUCACUGUGGUGCGGCUUGAGAUUUGCGUGCACAUCACAAGCUGGUGGAAAAAAUAACCGGGUGAUGGGAAGGGGAGUGGACUUCGAACUUUAGUCAUUCUUCCGCAUGCUCUUGUAAACAUAGCUCAGGCGAAUUGUGAGCUCAACGUGGAUUCGCGGCCGAUGGCAAGGGUAGUGAUGAUGAAUCCAUGUGUUGUCGCUCUGUUCGCUCUCCUAUUCCCCCCGCUUCUCCUAGGAGUAGUAGGGGAUAGCUCCGUAACACAUGCCAGUCUCGACUACGGUCCAAUGAUUACACUAGACCAGAAGUUAUAUGAAAGCGGCAGGCCUCGAGGACGGAAACUUGCCACCGCGAUGGUAUGGUGCAUCGCGAAGUCGAACGUCUCCUCCACAGACUUGCAAGGAGCUUUGGACUGGGUUUGCGGACCUUUACCUACUCAAGGUCAGGUCAAUUGCGGUCUAAUCAAUGACGGCGGGAGCUGCUACCAACCGAACGACGUGCAAAGCCACGCUAGUUGGGCGUUCAAUGUCUAUUUCUCCACUCACAAUGCCACCAAUGAUGCUUGUGACUUCCAAGGAACUGCUCAGCAAGUAACAGUCGACCCAAGUACCGCGACUUGUGUAUACACAGGAACAAUGAAAGAAGUGAACGGAACGAUUGGUGGCAAUGGGACAAUUAUUCCAAGCCCUCCUGGAUUCCAGAAUACAGCAUCAAUUGGAUAUGAGCCACACUUCCUCUUCCGCAUGUCAACUGCAGCGGUACUCAUGACAUACCUCUUGGUAUGACAAUCAGUUUGUGAAGUCGUAAAGAGCUGCGAUUGAUUCAGACGCCAACGGAAAUGCUCCCCUCUCCACUCCAAGCUCCUUUGGCCCUGGUUGAAGGUGCAAUCGUUUCCCCUUUUUUGUUGCUGAUUUGGAGCUUUAACGCUUAUACCCAACAAUUUUGCUCGAGUUGUAUCGAAAGUGGCAUCAUCCGGCCGUCCCGCUUCCUAAGCCAGAGGGCAGCUCAGGGGAAUGCUCCCAUUACUGACAUCAAGUGGAGAUUGCUUUGCAUUGCUUAGCUUGGCUGUCUUCAGAUGCAUUUAGGUUGCAAUGGCGGAGAAUAGAACUCAUUUCAGAUCGUUUUUACAGAUUUCUCGGAAUUGCCUCGCAGAGCAGUGCCCUCAGCGCGCAGCAUUGAGGGCACCCAUUCUACCUUAAACCAUAUCCUCAAUCGUACUAGGCAUUUACUACACUGGAUUAACCAUGGUCAAGCUUGUUCCCCGACAUACAUUCUUUAGUAAAUGAUCCAUAACUCUCUCACACCCACUUGUCCAAGUAGUGCAUCACUUUCUAGCAAUGCUGCAUCUCCGAGUUCUUCACGUCGAAGUUUGGCUAUCUCAUGAGGGCGAUGUGCUCCAGUCUUCGCUUUUUUGGAGUAGGGCCCGCUUAUGGUCUCAUUUGUGAAGAUUGCUUGCAGCUUUUGUGGUUUUUGUGUUCCGUAUCUGAGACACUUUGAAAGGGUUUAUGUUUUCAAGUUACAUGGAAUGCUUUCACUACAAAUUUGAUGAGUAGUAGCAUUUAAUAAAAUGACAUGAUUCCACUA